UCUUCAGUCCGCCUUCCAGCCCCGUCAAGAAAUCAAAAUCUAAACAGAGAGACAGAGACAUGGCGACGAAUGGUACUAAAGGCUCUGAUGGACACGUUCUAACGGAGGUGAAUGCCGAGCCUAACGACAAACCCAAAACUUUGGUCGUCAAAGUCCAGAAAAAGGAACUUCCCGAAAGAGAGAACUGGACUGGAAAAUUUGACUUUCUCCUGUCUUGCGUCGGUUACGCAAUUGGACUCGGAAAUGUCUGGAGAUUCCCUUAUCUAUGUGGGAAGAACGGAGGAGGGGCCUUCUUGAUUCCCUACUUUUUGACGCUCAUAUUUGCUGGUAUGCCCCUGUUUCUGCUCGAAACGUCCCUCGGUCAGUACACAUCGAUUGGAGGGCUUGGAGUGUGGAAACUGGCUCCAAUGUUUAAAGGUGUUGGUCUGGCCGCUGCAGUCCUUUCUUUCUGGCUAAAUAUUUAUUACAUUGUCAUCAUUGCCUGGGCCAUAUACUAUUUGUGGUCCUCCUUUACUACCGAGCUACCAUGGCAAUCAUGUGGAAAUUCUUGGAACACAGAGCGGUGUUACACCAACUACAGCAUCCUGAACGCUGCCAACCUCACCAGCGCUGUUCAGGAAUUCUGGGAACGUAACAUGCACCAGUUAACAGAUGGCCUGGAGAAGCCUGGGGAGAUCAGAGCGCCUCUGGCCAUCACGCUGGCCAUCGCCUGGGUCCUCGUCUAUUUCUGUAUCUGGAAAGGUGUCGCUUGGACUGGGAAGGUGGUGUACUUCUCAGCGACGUACCCCUACUUCAUGCUCUUCAUCCUCUUCUGCCGCGGAAUCACUCUCCCCGGAGCCAUCGAUGGAAUCCUCUUCUAUAUCACGCCCAACUUUGAAAAGCUCAAGGAAUCAGAGGUGUGGUUGGAUGCUGCCACUCAGAUCUUCUUCUCCUAUGGGCUGGGGCUGGGAUCACUGAUUGCUCUGGGAAGCUACAACCCAUUCAAUAAUAAUGUUUACAGAGAUUCUGUCAUUGUGUGCUGCAUCAACUCGUUCACCAGCAUGUUCGCUGGCUUAGUAAUCUUCUCCAUUGUGGGCUUCAUGGCCAACGUGACUAAGAGGCCUAUAAUAGAAGUAGCAGCCUCAGGUCCUGGCUUGGCGUUCUUGGCCUACCCCGAAGCAGUAACCCAGCUGCCUAUCUCUCCUCUCUGGGCGAUCCUCUUCUUCUCCAUGCUGCUGAUGCUGGGAAUCGACAGUCAGUUCUGCACGGUGGAGGGCUUCAUUACUGCGCUGGUGGAUGAGUUCCCCAGGGCUCUGAGAGGAAGAAGAGAACUCUUCAUCGCUGCCGUCUGCCUGGUCUCUUAUAUCAUCGGCCUGUCCAACAUCACACAGGGUGGGCUAUAUGUGUUCAAGCUGUUUGACUACUAUUCGGCCAGCGGAAUGUGCCUGCUCUUCCUGGUCUUCUUCGAGUGCGUCUCCAUAUCCUGGUUCUACGGUGCCGAUAAGUUCCUUGCCAACAUUGAGGAGAUGAUUGGCCACAAGCCCUGCCUGUGGUGGAAGCUCUGUUGGGUCGUGUUUACUCCUCUUAUUGUGGCUGGAGUGUUCCUGUUCAGUGCUGUCCAGAUGGUUCCUCUCACCAUGAACAACUAUGUGUUCCCCGCCUGGGGCCAGGGAGUGGGCUGGUGCAUGGCGUUGUCCUCCAUGCUCCUGAUACCUGGAUACAUGAUCUAUAUGUUCCUCAACCUCAAGGGGGAUUACAAAGAGCGUCUGCGGAUAAUGAUCCAGCCCCCGAUGAUGGUGAAAGGAGAACGCCAGGAGAACGGUCCUGAGCAGACUGCAGCAGAAGCAGAGAACCUGGCCCCAGCCACCGAAGAGGCUUACAUCUAAACCUUGUUACAUCUAAACCCACGCCUCGAGGCAAACUCUCUGCAGAAAACAACGUAAUCAAGGUGAAACGCAACCAAGGGAUUCGUCUCAAAUGGCACACAAUUCCCUAUGUAGUGCACUACUUUUGACCAGGACCAAUAUGGGUAGUGUUUCAUAUAGGUACUAUUCCAUAUGGGCCCUGGUCAAAAGUAGUGCACUACAUAGGGAAAAGUGUUCUAUUUGAGAUGCAAAAAAAAUGACUUUGAUGUCUGAUAUCUAAUCACCUACCUCCAGGGGAAACAUGUGACCAACCUGAUUACAAUUUUGUUUUCUUUUAAUUUUUUUUAUUUUAUUUUAUUUUUGUUGGUUUGUAAAAAAAAAAGUGAAACAGAAAGAAGAAAGUUAAAGUAGAUUAACUAGCCAGAUCAGAAUGAAGGAAGGCUAUGUUACAGGACACGCAUUAGGUUAUUGUCAACGGUUCUAUUUCAUAUGCAAAACAUUUUAGUCUUUCUGAAAUUAUUACCUAGAAAAUUACUGUAAUUUGAAUUAUAAUUUAAAUUUGGAGGCCCAAUAUGAUUCAACACUACCUUGCUAAUUUAAGAUAUUUACUUAAUUAAUCUAUUAAAAAUACAAUUAUUGUAAAAAGGUUAUAUAUAGAUUAUAAUUCAUAUGUUUGUAUUUAAAAGAAAUACAGAAAAAAGGAAUGGAAUGUGUUACAGUAAGUAGUCAAAUAAAUGCAAAACGAAAGAUGCAUAGUGGAAUUGAAUAUUGACCAAUUAUAAGCAAUGACCAUUAUGGGAAAGUGCAAACUGAAAGGCCAAAUCUCCAUUUCUAUGUAUAUAAUAUUACCACUCCUUUCCAAGACCCUGCCAUUUUUACCCCUAUUUUACCCCUUACUUAUUUUCCGGAACAACCUUUGAAAAGCACAAAGGCCAGUGUGGAUCUCAAAUCAUCCCAUUCGGUAUGACUAUUACAAAAUGCAGAUUAACAUUACAUACCAGAGACUGUUACAAUUGUAUCUUUGUUUUCUAAAGAACAAUAACUUUUUUUUUUAAAGAAUCAUUUGUAGGAUGUGUUCUAUGUAAGAGUGAGAUGGACCAAAAUCAUACGCAUGUUAAUAAACAACAACAACAACAAGAUUAUCAACCUAUUGACAAGAGACAUAUCCUUCCCAUCCCGUCAGAUAACACAGUUACUAUAAUCAUUAUUAUCACAGAAGCAGCAUUUGAGCAGUGACUGCAUGUCAAUUCCUUCUAACAACACAGAGAUACUGUUUAAUGUCAAACUUGUUUGCCACAUUAGUCCAGACCUCAGGAACAGUUGUGAAAAGUGACCAAAUUAUCUGACGAAACUACUGAGAUGAUAGCCAGUCGUCAGUUGUUAGUCAAUCAUUCUAGUCCUAGUCUGACUGUGCAGGUUUCCAAUGUCAGGUUCUGAGAGAGAAGCGUUAUAGAUGGACCAUAACCUAAAUGGACCACAAUCUAACCUGGUCUGAAACCAUAGGCCAAUAUUACUACUGAAAUUAUACUUUUUUUUCCUUUUUUUUUUCUUGUUGAAAAGGAAACAUUAAUUAUCAAGUUGUUUUUCAAUAAAUAAAUAUAUAUAGUACCAAUCAAAACUUUAGACACACCUACUCAUUCAAAGGUUUUUCUUUAUUUUUACUAUUUUCUACUUUGUAUAAUAAUAGUGAAGACAUCAAAACUAUGAAGUAACACAUAUGGAAUCAUGUAGUAACCAAAUUGAGAUGAUUUGGGAGGAGUUGGACCGCAGAGUGAAGGAAAAGAAGCCAACAAAUGCUCAGCAUAUGUGGGAAACUGGUUGAGAGAAUACCAAGGCAAAAGGGUGACUACUUAUAUAUUUCUUUAACACUUUUUUGGUUACUACAUGAUUCCAUAUGUGUUAUUUCAUAGUUUUGAUGUCUUCACUAUUAUUCUACAAUGUAGAAAAUAGAAUAAAUAAAGAAAAAAAAACUGAAAUGAGUAGGUGUGUCCAAACUUUUGACUGUACUAUAUAUAUAUUCAUAUACAUAUAUAGACCGAUUUAUAUAGUAAUUCCACAAAUGAUCAAAGUUGUAUUUCUAUAAGGAUAAAACUAGUUUGUUUCCUUGGCAGCUACAAAUGACAAGGAUCUGGUUUAAAUGAGUCAUUUUAGUCUCCGCAAAGAUUAUACAACUAAAAUGUGCAAUGAAUAAGGUUCCCAUUAAUUUUGUAUAAAGUUACUAUACUGCAGUUUUCUGUCUUAAAUGAUGUUGUAAAACUCUACUGUGUUAUACAUGUAACUGUGAAUGUCCAUAUGAGGUUUUUUUGUCUAAAUGUUGAAAAAAAAUCGGAUAUUAUUUGCUGUUUUCUGCAAUAAUAGGAUUAAGGAUUAUCUCAGAAACUAAAGCACAUAUCUUAUAUCUUAUAUUAUAUAUAUCUUUCUGAAAUGUAAAAAAAAUAAUAGAUACACUGUCUAGUCAAAGAAUCUUGUUUUGUAUAUUUCUAACAGUUUCAUGGGCCUAAUGUAAAAUAUUCUAUGUACAAUAUAUAAUACAUGUCGUUAGAUGGUGUUAUAUGAAAAAGCAUGAUUGCCAUAUAUGUUAUCUGCAGAAGUAAAUAAAGAACUAUAGAUUAUAA
Salmo salar (Atlantic salmon) is the source of this 4459-nucleotide messenger RNA. It is a transcript of the gene slc6a1b, whose product is annotated as solute carrier family 6 member 1b. The record is from RefSeq and is a predicted model, not a curated record. Gene Ontology annotation, molecular function: gamma-aminobutyric acid:sodium:chloride symporter activity. NCBI's taxonomy places the organism in Eukaryota, Metazoa, Chordata, Actinopteri, Salmoniformes, Salmonidae. Gene Ontology annotation, cellular component: axon; plasma membrane; cell surface. Gene Ontology annotation, biological process: amino acid transport; sodium ion transmembrane transport; nitrogen compound transport.